Synchiropus splendidus (mandarinfish) is the source of this 2046-nucleotide messenger RNA. RefSeq names its product calcium and integrin-binding family member 2-like. Gene Ontology annotation, molecular function: calcium ion binding. Bases 68 to 631 code for a protein of 187 amino acids. The record is from RefSeq and is a predicted model, not a curated record. NCBI's taxonomy places the organism in Eukaryota, Metazoa, Chordata, Actinopteri, Syngnathiformes, Callionymidae. The transcript is spliced from 6 exons.
AUCUACUCCCCGGCCGCCGCUCCACCUCCACCGUCCUGGGCGCCUAGGCCGCGGAUGAUGCGGCAGGAUGGGCAGCAAGCCGAGCAGCUUCACGGAGGAGCAACUGGAGGCGCUGCAGGUGUGCACCUUCUUCACCCGGAAGGAGAUCCUCAGGCUGCACGGCAGGUACCGGGAGCUCGCUCCUCACCUGGUGCCGCUGGACUACACCAGCAAGCCCGACGUCAGAGUCCCUCUCCGUCUCAUCACCAGCAUGCCCGAGCUCAAGGAGAAUCCCUUCCGUGAGCGGAUCGUGGAGGCCUUCUCCGAGGACGGGGACGGAAACCUGAGCUUCAACGACUUUGUGGACCUGUUCUCGGCCCUGUGCGAGACCUCGCCCCGAGAACUCAAGACCAUCCACGCCUUCAAGAUAUAUGACUUCAACAGGGACGACUUCAUCUGCCCGGAGGACCUGGAGAAAACCCUGACCACGCUGACCAAGGGCGAGCUGACUGCCAGCGAGGUGAGGCUGGCGUGCACCAAGGCGGUGGAGGAGGCCGACCUGGACGGGGACCGCAAGCUCUCCUUCUCAGACUUCGAGAACAUGAUCUCCAAGGCCCCGGACUUCCUCAGCAACUUCCACAUUCGCAUCUGAAGCUGGAUGACGGCGCCCCUGGUGGUCGGUGGUGCUCCUGUGCUGAACGAAGUCACGUCCUGAUUCUGUCACGGAAACACGCACGCGCUUUUUACUCACCGUGCCAGACCUGCUUUGACCACACGACUGUGUACGCAGUGGCCAGGAACCUUUUUGACUGAGGGAGCCGAGAAAACCUCAGAUUUUGAAAUGUAAUUCCAUAUAUAUAUAUAUAUGAAUAUAUAUAUAUAUACAUAUAUACACACACAGGAGUUCUUGCUCCACUGAUCCCACUGAUGCACAAGACACAUGGCAGCAAGGAUGAGAACAACAACAACAAACAUGGAGGAAUCCUGCCUGAACCAAAGCAAACAGAUGCUUUUGUUUGCUUUGUUUUUCACUACACAAUGUCCAGGGUUUCCACUGCUCUGAAUGGACUUGAAAUUCUUAUAACAUUGAAAUUCUUAUUCAGAUAUUUCCAACACAUUAAAAGAGCUUCAGUUUGAAUACGGUGAUAUAAAAACUUGAAUAUAGUCACCAUGGUGAUUUAUUGUUAAACUGAUGCAAAAUAAACACAUUUUUUUGUUGUUGUUGUUUUUGUUUUGUUGUUUAAAUGUAUGUGUGGCUCCAUCAUUUGAUUCAGUCAUAUACCACAUUCAUUCACAUUAAAAAAUGUGGAUUAUUUUUUUAAUGGAAUCCCAACCCUAAUAUAUAUAUAUAGACUUAGACAUAGACUUAGACUUUCUUUAUUGUCAUUGCACAAAAACAUAUCACUGUAUUAUAGCAAGAAAAUUUCCAGAAACAAAAACUAUGUCCAACUACAAUAAAUAUCAGAUAAAUACUAACAAAGAAUAAAUCAAUAAAAAUAAAAAUAUAUCGGUCUAUUGUUUUCUAUUGAUACCACAUGUCUCUGUGAACCGGUGACGUCAAGCCAGCUCUUCCGGGACGACAGUGCAGCCUGUGCUGUGACUGUUGCCGUGACAACGUUAUAUCAGGCCGAGCAGCGUUGGUCCCAUCGCUGUCAAUAACAAACUCAUGUCAGUCAGGCACCAUCACUGUCCAGUUUGGAAACACUUCUUAAGACGCACUUUUACUCUUUGGCUUUGAUACAACCGCACAGCUGAUCUUGUUUGUCAUUGUAUCUGCACAUAUUUUCAUCUUAACAGUACUUCUGCCUUUCAUGUCUUAAUUCUAUGUAUUUAUUAUUUUCAAUGUUGGUUUUGUCUUGAUUUUACAGUCUGCACAGCACUUACUGACGAUCUGGUGUUGUUUUCCAAGUGCUUUGUAGAUAAAUGUGGUGUGGCGUGGAAACUCAGAUACUGUGACCGAAACAGUUCCCAUGAUGCUGUGCAGUCCAGUCAACCAGUGGUGGAUCGCUACAACAUGGCUCCGCCGCCACAGCCGCUCAGCUGAGCCGCACGGCGCUCCGUGGAGAA